Messenger RNA from Chaetomium fimeti, 1711 nucleotides. Its product is annotated as Tannase/feruloyl esterase. The record is from RefSeq and is a predicted model, not a curated record. The transcript is spliced from 3 exons. The coding region runs from base 1 to 1584 and encodes 527 amino acids. NCBI's taxonomy places the organism in Eukaryota, Fungi, Ascomycota, Sordariomycetes, Sordariales, Chaetomiaceae.
AUGUCCGUCUCGUUGCUCAACGCUUGUUCGCCCGAGACAUUCAGCACCCUUUCGGUUUUCGGGGCCGAAAUCUUGUCCAUCAAUGCCGCUCUUGUGACGAACUACAGUGCCUCCGUUCCUGACGCCUAUCGAUUCACCCAGCCGACAACAGAGCUUCACAAUGCGACCUUCUGCAAUAUCACCGUGUCCUACACCCAUCCUGGACAGGAUGACAACGUCAACGUCGAAGCGUGGCUCCCCAUCAACAACUUUAACGGGCGACUCCAGGCCGUCGGUGGCGGUGGAUGGGUGGCCGGCGGCUUCUUCCUCUCGUACGGCGCAAUGAACGGCGCUCUCGCUGACGGAUACGCCACCAUUACCACUAACGCAGGGCUCCCAGAGUCUCCAGAUUCCUGGGCCUUGCUUUCUCCCGGAAAUGUCAACCUGCAUCUUCUGCAGAAUCUGGGGUCGGUGUCGUUGAACGACCAAGCAACCAUUGGCAAAUUACUCGUCAAGAGCUUUUACGGCAAAGGCCCAGAGUACUCCUACUUUAACGGGUGCUCACAAGGUGGCCGUCAAGCCCUCAUGUUGGCACAGCGUUAUCCGACAGCCUACGACGGAAUCGCAGCUGGCGCGCCCGCGUCUCCGUGGACUGAGCUUUUCCCCUACAUGUUGUGGGCUCAACAGUUCAUGAACAUGUUGGGCGCCUAUCCGUACGGGUGCGAGCUGGACGCGAUUACCGCCGCCGCUGUGUCUGCCUGCGAUGGGCUAGACGGUGUUGUCGACGGCGUGGUUGGUGACACCGACGCUUGCCUGGCCCAUUUCGAUCCCUUGGGUCUCGUCGGGACCGUCAUCAACUGCACCGAGGCCGGCGGUGAGGUUCAAAUCAGCCCCGGCGCCGCUGCUGUGGCGAACGCAACGUGGCACGGGACGGUGACGGCAGACGGGAAGCAGACGUCGUACGGUAUCACCCCUGGUUCCGACCUUACGGGGAGGAGCUCAAACGGACAAGCUGCGCUUGCGGUGACAAACUGCACCACGGGGAGCUGUGUUGGCGCUCCAGUCGAUAUGGGCGUGCACUGGAUCAAGCUAUUCGUCGCGAGAGAUCCGGAAUUCGACAUUUCCAACCUCACGCAUGCCGAGUUUGACCGUUUGGCGCACCUCGGUCGGCAGAUGUACGGAUCCCUGAUAGACGCCAACGACGCCGAUCUUGCCGCAUUCCGCGACGCUGGAGGAAAAAUGGUUAGCUUCCAUGGACUUGCCGACAAUAUCAUCCCGCCGAAAAACACCGAGAAGUAUUACAAUGAGGUAGCGUCCAUCCAUCCUGACAUUGACAACUUUUACCGGCACUACAACGCUCCGGGCCUGGGCCACUGCUGGGGUGGCGUGAGCGGGCCGCCAACCAACCUCUUUGCGCAGCUGCGCGCGUGGGUAGAGAACGGCACAGCGCCGGGCCCAACACCGGUCAACAUCACCGACCUGGAAGGAAGCCUGCAGCCCCGCAUCCUAUGCCCGUAUCCCCGAGAGGCAAAAUUAGACGUGGAGUGUGGAAACAGCAGCGUGGCGGAGUGCUGGUCCUGCACUGCAAAGGCCAAGGCUUGCUAACACGGACUGGUCUACGGAGGCCCGAGAGAAACAAGGGGUGGCGAAGCAAAGCAACGGCAGGCAAAUGUCACCGAGGAAUAGAGAAUGAUGCAAAGAUACUCCAAGAAACAAUUCAGAUCACUCAGCC